AUGGACAUGGAUGCUAAUGAGAUGGAAACUGAGAGCGUCGACAAAGCCUCUGCUUCUCCUUUACCAUUAGCAAGAAGUUAUCAAGUAGAGGCACUUGAGAUAGCUAUGAAACAGAACACAAUUGUCUACUUGGAAACUGGUUCUGGCAAGACCUUGAUUGCCAUUAUGCUUCUUCGUAAUUACGCCGACCUUUUCCGCAAGCCUUCACCAUGCUUCACCGUCUUCUUGGUUCCUCGAGUCGUUCUUGUCAGUCAACAAGCAGAAGCCCUCAAGAUGCAUACUGAUCUAAAAGUGGGCAUGUAUUGGGGAGCAAUGGGGGUUGACUAUUGGGAUUCUUCGACAUGGAAACAACAAGUCGAUAAAUAUGAGGUUCUUGUGAUGACACCUGACAUAUUGCUCCGCGCGUUAAGUCAUAGUUUUCUGACGUUGAACAUGAUCAAGGUUCUUAUAUUUGAUGAGUGUCAUCAUGCUAGAGGAAAGCACGCCUAUGCUCGUAUCAUGAAGGUGAGCAUAAAAAGAUCCUCACAGUUGGAGAACUCAGAACUGAUUGAAAGCUCACUGAAACACAGGAAAUCUUUAUAUAAAAAGUGA
Molecule: messenger RNA, 591 nt
Organism: Arabis nemorensis
Lineage: Eukaryota; Viridiplantae; Streptophyta; Magnoliopsida; Brassicales; Brassicaceae
Source: the annotation of a GenBank genome assembly